AUGUCGAGGCAGGAGAUAUUACACGCAUACAGGCACCUCUACCGCGGCCUUCUCCGGGCCGUGCAGUUCUCUGUCAAGGGUCGGUACACAGCACGCGACCAGCUCCGAGCAGCCUUCCGUGACAAGAACGCGACCUUUGAGGCCGAGAGCGUCAAGCGCACCAUUUGGUUCAUCAACUCGGCUGCCCUGGAGCGCGGCCUGGAACAUAGCAUCCUGAAGAACCUCAUUCGCACAGCCUAUGCGCGUCAAAAACCCGAGACCUGGCGAUCUGCCGUGAAAACAGCCAGGCAACCCAAGAAAAAAACUCAGCAGACAGCCGACGACGCUAUUGCGAAUGGCAUGAAGCAUUACGACAUGACUGUGGCGAUGCUGAACAAGACGAUGGGCCUGUGUCUCCGGUGA
Molecule: messenger RNA, 402 nt
Organism: Verticillium alfalfae VaMs.102
Lineage: Eukaryota; Fungi; Ascomycota; Sordariomycetes; Glomerellales; Plectosphaerellaceae
Exons: 2
Coding region: 1-402 (133 amino acids)
Source: RefSeq, a predicted model, not a curated record